UCGGUGCAGUCGUCACUCUGGUCUGGGUACCAGCCCGCCGCAACCCUGCGCAGGACAGGCUGGCCUCGGGCCCAGGGAAAGCGGAGCAGACUGGCGAGUAUUGGGAUCUGUGUCCAGGGUGCUGGUCCAAGCCCUCAGUGCCUUUACUCCUUGAGACUUGAGACGGACAAUAGCUCGGUGUGGCACAGUUUGUGGCGAAGCCAGUGAAGAAGGAGUGGAGAAAGCUGCGUAAGAUCUGUGGAGUUUUCAGAUACCCUGACUGAGCAUCUUGGUGAAGGAAACGAUGGACUUUUGGGAGAAGCCCUAGAAUCCUACAGAUCUUCCCAUACAUCUACAGUAGGGCUGUUUACCACUGGAAGAAAGGAAAAGGUGGAGACUGGUCUAGGACCAUGGAGGUUGGUGUGAAGUUCUGCCUUCAGGUUUGCUGCAAGGCUUGAGAUGACUGGAAGCAAAGAAGCGAGGAAGAAAUUGCGCCUGAUCAGUAGAGACUGGGUGUAUCACCAAUCAAGAGAAGGAAAGAGGAGGGAACUGCUGCUGAUCAAUACAGGUCCAACUCCAGUGACAGCUGUAGUGGCCUUUGAGCUGAAGACCAGCACCCUUACAGGCCUACACCCAGACCUACCACCCUCUUUCCCCAGCCCAUCUGAGCCCCCCCGUACCUUAUCUGUGCCUUCAGCAGGGGUGACUACAUGGGUCGCGUUCAGGAAGUGGGCUGGGUGACUGCAGGACUGGUGAUCUGGGCUGGUACCUGCUACUAUAUUUACAGAUUAACCACGGGAAGAGCCCAGAGUGUGAGGAGACUUGCCAGCAAUGAGUCUAGAGUCAAGAUGGAGACUGUGGCUGGGGUACAGAACCAGACCUUGGCCACGAGUGAAGCCAUGGAUGGGACAGAGAUUGAGACUAGAUGCAAGGCCAAGACUGGAGCAGAAACUGGAACAGGAGGUGGGGCUGGGGUUGAAGUAAAGACUAAGGCCACUGCUAGGGCCAGAGCCAAAGCCAACUCUCAGGCCAAAGCAAUGACUGGGGCACAGGCAGAGGCCCAAUCUGAGGUCAAAACAGUGGUCAUGACAGAUUCAGGGACUCUGGCUGAGGCCAAAGUCAAAGCCAAGGAAGUGGCCAUGAAAGAGGCAGUGACCCAAACUGACUCUGAGGCUAAGAGAGUAGUCAAGAAAGAAGCAGUGACCCAGACCAAGGCUAAAGCUUGGGGAAUGUUUGCCAGGGCAGAGGCCAAGAAAGAAGCAGUGACCCAGACCAAAGUGGAAGCUCAGAUAUUUGCUGAAAAAGUAACAGAGAUGAGCAGAGUACUUGUGACACAGAAUAAGGCCUUGGCAAUGACCAAGGAAGUGGCCAAGAUGAAUGCCAUAAACAAGACUGGAAUUGUGGUUGAGACCAAAGCAAGAGCCCUGGAAGAGACUGUGAAUGUGCCCAAGACUCAGCCUGAGGCCAGGCCUGGUACCACAGUUGAUGCUAAGGGAAAUCUAAAUACCAUGUCCAGGGCUGAAGCUAGAGUGGACAUAGGGUCUCAUGCACUGUCUCAGGCUGUGGCCAAGAUCCAAGUUGAUGACAUGCCUUGUACUGGGGUUGAAGCUAGGGGAAAUCAGAAAAUUAUGUCUCAAGCAAGGUCUGGGGUAGACAUGAGGGUUUGUGCCCAGUCUCAGAUUGUAACCAGAGCUCAGGCUGAGACCAUGACUGGGGUAAGGGUUGAUGCUAGGGGUAAUACCAAUGCCAUGUGUAAGUCAGGAAUGGGGGCAGAUAUGAGAGCUUCUACACAACCUCAGGUUGUGGCCAAGAAACAGGCUGAGGCAACGUCUGGUGCCAGGGUUGAUGACGGGGGAAAUACCAAUGUCAUAUCUAGGUCAAUGACUGGAGCUGACAUGAAGACUAUUGCUCAUCCCGAGACUAUGUCUGAUUCCAGGGUUAAAGGCAGAGGCAAUUCCAGUGCCAUAUCUAAAACAGGAGCCAAGGCAAACUUGAGGGUCAAUUCCGAGGUUGAAGCUUUGCCUGAUUCCAGGGUUAAGUUCACAGGCAAUCCCAGUGCCAUUUCUAAGGUAGGGGCUGGAACAGAUAUGUUACCCUAUACACAGCCUCAACCUAUGGCCAGUGUCCAGGGUGAAGCCUUGCCUGAUGGCAGGAUUAAGGCUAAGGACAAUGCCAACACCAUGUCUAAGGAAGGGGCUAGGACAGACACAAAGGCACAAUCUCAGGCUUCUGCCAUGAGCCAAGUUGAGGCCUUACCUAGUACCAGAGCUAAGGCUAAGGGCAAAGCCAAAGGCAAGAGUAAGGCAGGAGUCAAGACAGACAUGAAAACCUAUGCACAGCCUCAGGGUGGGGGCAAGACCCAAACUGAUGCUUUGCCUGAUUCCAGGGUUGAUGACAGGGGAGAUCCUAAUGCCAUUUUUAGGGCAGGGGCUAAUGCAGAAAUGAGGGCUUGUGGUCAGCGUCAGGCUAUGGCCAAUACCCAGGAUGAAGCCUUGUCUGGUAUUCAAAAUAAGGUCUGGGGCAUUCCCAAUGCUGUGUCUAAGGUAGGGGCUGGGCCAGACACAGUGGACUCUGUCCAGCCUCGAACAGAUUCAACAGGAUCUGCUCGGCCACAGGCUGUGGCCAAUUCUCAGGGUGAGGCCUUACCUGGUGUCAGUAAUAAGGUCAGGGGAAAUCCCAAUGCUGUGUCUAAGACAGAGACUGGAGCAGAUAAAACAGGUUCUUCACAGCCCCAGACUGUGUCAAAUUCCCAAGGCGAAACCUUGCUUGGUGCCAGGAAUAAGAUCAGGCGCAAACCCAAUGCUGUGCCUAAGUCAGGGACUGGGCCAGAUACAGUGGGCUCUGCCCAUCCCCAGACUGUGGCCAGUUCUCAAGAGAAGGCCUUGCUUAGUGCUGUGAACAAGCUCCAGGGCAAUCCCAAUGCUGUGUCUAAGGCUGAGACUGGAGCAGAUACAAUGGCCUCUGUCCAGCCCCAGGCUGUGUCAUAUUCCCAAGGUAAAGCCUUGCCUGGUGCCAGGAAUAAGACCAGGGGCAAACCCAAUGUGUCUAAGGCAGGGGCUGGGCCAGAUAAAACAGGCUCUGCUCAGCCCCAGGCUGUAGUUAGUUCCCUGGGUGAAGCCUUACCUGGUACUAAGAAUAAGGUCAAGGGUAAUUCCAAUGCUGUAUCUGAAACAGGGGCUGGGCCAGAUGCAAGGGGCUCUGCCCCACCCCCAGCUGUGGCCAAUUCUCAAGGUGAGGCCUUGCCUGGUGCCAGGAAUAGGGUGAAGGGCAAUCCCAAUGCUGUGUCUAAGGCAGGGGCUGGGCCAGAUGCAAUUGGCUCUGACCAACUCCAGGCUAUGACUAAUUCUCGGGGUGAGGUCUUGCCUGGUACUAAGAAUAAGGUCAGAAAUAAUCCCAAUACUGUGUCUAAGGCAGAGGCCAGAGCAGAUGCAACAAGCUCUGCCCAGCCUCAAGCUGUGUCAAUUUCCCAAGGUGAAGCCUUGCCUGGUGCCAGUAAUAAGGCCAAGGGCAAUGCCAGUGCUUUGUCUAAGGCAGAGGCUGGGCCAGAUGCAAUGGGCUCUGCCCUGCCCCAAGCUGUGACCAAUUCACAGGGUGAGGCCCUGUGUGGUACUAAGAGUAAGGUCAGGGGCAAGCCCAAUAAUGUGUCUAAGGCAGAGGCCAGGGCAGAUACACCCAGCUCUGCUCAGCCCCAAGUUGUAUCUAAUUCCCAAGGUGAGUUUUUUCCUGGUGCCAGGAGUAAAGUCAAGGACAAUGCCAAUGCAGUGUUUAAGGCAGGAGCUGGGCCAGAUGCGAUGGGCUUUUCCCAGCCCCAGGCUGUGUCAUAUUCCCAAGGUGAAGCCUUGCCUGGUGCCAGGAAUAAGCUCAGGGGCAAUACCAAUGUUGAGUCUAAGACAGAGGCCAGGACAGAAUCAACAAGCUCUGCCUCACUCUUGGCUAUGGCCAGUUCUCAGGGUAAGGCUUUACCUGGUGCCAGGAGUAAAGUCAAGGGCAAUGCCAAUGCUGUGUCUAAGGCAGGGGCUGGGCCAGAUGCAGUGGGCUCUGCCCUGCCCCAAACUGUGACCAAUUCACAGGGUGAGGCCCUGUGUGGUACUAAGAAUAAGGUCAGGGGCAAUCCCAAUAAUGUGUCUAAGGCAGAGGCCAGGGCAGAUACACCCAGCUCUGCCCAGCCUCAAGUUGUAUCUAAUUCCCAAGGUGAGUUCUUUUCUGGUGCCAGAAGUAAAGUCAAGGAUAAUGCCAAUGCAGUGUUUAAGGCAGGAGCUGGGCCAGAUGCAAGGGGCUCUGCUCAGCCCCAGGCUGUGUCAUAUUCCCAAGGUGAAGCCUUGCCUGGUGCCAGGAAUAAGGUCAGGGGCAAUCCCAAUGCUAUGUCUAAGUCAGGGGGUGGACCAGAUACAAUGGCCUCUGCCCAGCUCCAAGCUGUGGCCAAUUCACAGUGUGUGGCCUCUUUUGGUGCUAAGAUUGAGGUCAAGGUCAAUCCCAGUGCUGUGUCUAAGGCAGGGACUCGACCGGAUGCAGUGGGUUCUGCCCAUCUCCAGACAACGGCCAGUUCUCAGGGUGAGGCUUUGUCUGGUGCCAAGAAUAAGGUCGGGGACAAUCCCAAUGCUGUGUCUAAGGCAGAGGCCAGGGCAGAUGCAACAGGCUCUUUCCAGCCUCAAACUGUGGCCAAUUCUCAGGGUGAGGCCUUGCCUGGUGCCAAGAAUAAGGUCAGAGGAAAUCCCAAUGCUGUGUCUAAGACAGAGACUGGAGCAGAUACAGCAAGCUCUGCUCAGCCCCAGCCUUCAGGCAGUUCUCAUGGUGAGGCCUUGCUUGGUGCCAGGAGUAAGGUCAAGGACAAUCCCAAUGCUGAGUCUAAGGCAGAGGCCAGGGCAGAUACAGUGGGCUCUGGCCAGCCUCAGUCCAUGGUCCUUUCCCAGAGUAAGACCUUGCUUGGUGCAAAGGACAAAGCUAUACUCAAGUCUAAGGCAGAAGCCACAGAAGAAAGUGUUUAUAUAAAUUCCAAGCCUAAGGUCAUGCCCACUUCUGAGAGUGAGGGUGGGACAGGUACUCAGGCCUGUGGAAAGACACAGCCUAAGGUUCAUGACUAUUACUGGAGUGGAAUUGGUAUUGAAGAUUGGGUUGCUUCUGAGCGAUGGAUUAAAUUUAGGUUUCAGGCUAGGGAUGGAUACUGGGAAAAUAGCAUGUCCUGGGCUGAUGAUGAGAAUGAAGCCAAUAUUGAGUCCUGGAGUAGGACUAGUGAUAAGUCUGGUUUUAGGUCCUGGGCUAGGGCUUGUGACGAGGCUGCCAGUAAGUCCUGGCCUGGGGCUAAAGCUGAGAAUGAGGUUGGCAUUGGAUCCUGGGACAGAUCUGGAGACGAAGCCAGUGGGGAUCUCUGGACUGGGAACAAGGCCAUUGGAGGGUCCUGGACUAGGGCUGAGAACCAGGUCAGUGGGGGGUCUUGGGUUGACACUAGGAACAAGGCUACUGGGGAACCUUGGACUGGAGGUCAGGUCAGUGAGAUGUCCUGGGUUGGGGAAAAGGCCAUUGGAGGGUCCUGGACAGUGGCUGAGAACCAGGUCAAUGGAGGGUCCUGGCCUGGGGUUCAAGAGCAGGCUAGUGGAAGGUCCUGGGAUGGGGAUAUGAUUCAGGCAAAUGAAGAUUCCUGGACUGAGGCUAGGACUGGAAAUGUGGCUAGUAUUGGGUACUGGACUGAAGCUGUGGACAAGGCUAGUGGAGAGUCCUGGAUUGGGACUGCUGAUCUACCUGGUGGUAGAUCCAAGCUUAGAUUUGAUAAUCAGGCCAGUGAAAAUGUAUCCUGGGCUGGGGCUGCUGGCCAGGGCAGUGGAGGGUCUAGGUUGGAGUCUGAGGACCAGUCCAGUGGAAGCUCCUGGGCUGGCACUGCAGAUCAAGCCAAUGGAAUGUCCAGGCUAGGGCCUAUGGACCAGUCCAGUGGUGGGUCCUGGGCUAGGGCUGAAGAACAAGCUGAUGGAGGGUCUACACCAGGGUUUGUGGACCAGUCCAAUGUUCGGUCCUGGGUUGGCACUGGGAAACAGGCUAGUGGAAGGUCCUGGGUUGAGGCUGGGGAUCAGGCAGGUAGCUGUUCCAAACCUGGAUUUGAGGAUCAGGUCAGUGGAGGAGGCUUCCGGGCUGGCACUAGGGAUCAGACUGGUAGAAAAUCCUGGGCUGGAUCUAGGCUGGGGCCUGAGAAUCGGACUAGUGGAGGGUCCUGGACUAGGGCUGGGGACCAGGCCUGUGGAAGGUCCCAAGUCAGUGCUGGGGAGGCCAAUGAAGGAUAUUGGUUUGGGGCUGGGAAUGAGACUAGUACAGGGUCCUGGUUCUGGAGAGGAGAAGAGGCUGGUAUAGUGCCCAGGCCUGAAAGGAAAAAUGAACCCAGUGUUGAAUCCAGAUCAGAGGUUGAAGAAGAGAGCAUGGUUAAUUUCAGAUUUAAGGUUGAAAACAAGGCCAGUAUUGGGUCUUGGAUCAGAUCUGAAGAGGAGGCCUUUAUGGAUUCCUGUGUAGGGGCUGAGGCUGGAGCUGAGGCCAGGAAAGAGUCUUGGCUCUGGGAUGAAGAUGCGACCACUACAGGGUCUAGGCUUGGAGCUGGAGAAGAGCUUGGCAUGAGGUCCUGGACUUUGGCCGAGGAUAUAGAUGAGGAUGAGCUAAGUAGAGCAUCCAGCCCUGAUAUUGAGGAGAUCAGUUUAAGGUCCUUGUUUUGGGCUGAGAGUGAGAACAAUAAUGAGUACAGAUCCAAGAGUGAGAAAAAUGUCAGUUUUGAGUGUGGGGCUGGAGAUAAGGCCAGCUCCACAGAUAAGCUUGAGGCUACUGGUGGAGUUGAUGUAAGGUCUUGGUUCAGGGAUGGUAAUGAAAACAGAAGUGAAGACAAAUCUGCACCUAAGACUAAAAAAUCAUCUGAGUCUAGAGGCACGUACCCAUGCAUGGUUCCUGGGGCAGGAAUGGGGUCAUGGGCGGGAACCAUGAUCUGGACAGAAAUGAAAUUUCCAUACCAAAAUGAGCCGUACUUACCACCUGAAAAGCUCAGAAAGCAGGUCAGGUCCGGGGAGAAAGCUCAGCCCUGGGCCUGCCGCUGUAAACACAAAACUAAUAUGGAUCCACGAGAGCUUGAAAAACUCAUUUGUAUGAUUGAGAUGACUGAAGAUCCUUCUAUUCAUGAAAUAGCCAAUAAUGCUCUAUAUAACAGUCCUGAUUGUCCAUUUUCCCAUGAAGUUAUUCGUAAUGCAGGUAGAAUCUCAAUUAUUGAAAGCUUGCUCAAUAAUCCCCAUGCCAGUGUUAGGCAGAAGGCUUUAAAUGCACUAAAUAACAUCUCCGUGGCUGCUGAAAAUCAUAGGAAGGUUAAAACAUACUUAAACCAAGUAUGUGAAGAUACCAUCACCUAUCCCUUGAAUUCAAAUGUGCAGCUGGCUGGACUAAGAUUGAUAAAGCACCUGACUAUUAUUAGUGAAUAUCAGCAUAUGGUUACAAAUUAUAUUUCAGAAUUCCUUCGUUUGUUAACUGUGGGAAGUGGAGAAACUAAAGACCAUAUUUUGGGAAUGCUUUUGAAUUUCUCUAAAAAUCCAUCUAUGACAAAAGAUUUACUCAUAGCCAAUGCACCAACAUCAUUAAUUAAUAUCUUUAGCAAGAAAGAGACAAAAGAGAAUAUUCUUAAUGCUCUUUCACUAUUUGAAAAUAUAAAUUACCAUUUUAAAAGAAGAGCAAGAGUAUUUACCCAGGACAAUUUCAGCAAAAAUUCCCUUUAUUUUGUAUUCCAACGACCUAAAGCAUGUGCCAAGAAACUUCGAGUCUUAGCAGCAGAAUACAAUGACCCUGAGGUGAAAGAAAGAGUUGAACUAUUAUUAAGUAAACUUUAAUAAGUUGUAUGUUUACAAACAAAUCUGGGUAAUAUUUUGGUUUUGCAGCCUGGGAGUAAUGCACUUUGUAAAUUGCAUUAUAACUUUGAUACUGAUGUUACUUAUGAUGGUCUAUAGCUGGACCAUUUUAUGGACACCAAAUUAAUUCAAACUUGUACUGAAAAUACAUGUGUUGAUUUUUACCUUGUCUGGAUUGAGAUGUUUUUAGUAUGCUUCAUGAGCAGAAACUAAGCUGAUUCUUCAUAAGUAAGGUAAUCUUUGGUCCUUUGUGUGGACUUAUGUUUAUACAUUUGAGAUUUUAUUUUUGUCACUAAUAAAGUUGUGUGUUUUAAGCAGAAAAAAAAAAA
This is a messenger RNA of Miniopterus natalensis, 8164 nucleotides long. The record is from RefSeq and is a predicted model, not a curated record. Lineage: Eukaryota; Metazoa; Chordata; Mammalia; Chiroptera; Miniopteridae.